AUGGCUCCUCUUCAGCCCGGUGACUCUUUCCCCGAGGGUGUCGUCUUCUCCUACAUCCCCUGGUCUGAGGAGGCUGGCGACAUCACCGCUUGCGGUAUCCCCAUCAACUACAAGGCCUCUGAGGAGUGGAAGGACAAGAAGGUUGUCCUCUUCGCCCUUCCCGGUGCCUUCACUCCUGUCUGCUCUGCCAGACACGUCCCCGGCUACAUCGAGGCUCUCCCCAAGCUCCGUGAGAAGGGUGUCGACGUUGUUGCCGUCCUUGCCUACAACGACGCCUACGUCAUGAGCGCCUGGGGUAAGGCCAACAAGGUCACUGGCGACGACAUCCUCUUCCUGUCUGACCCUGAGGCCCGCUUCUCCAAGAGCAUCGGCUGGACUGACGCUGAGGGCCGCACCGGCCGUUACGCCAUCAUCAUCGACCACGGCAAGGUCACCUACGCCAAGCGUGAGCGUGAAAAGAACGUUCUCGAGGUCUCCGACGCCGAGUCCAUCCUCAAGGCUCUGUAA
Paecilomyces variotii is the source of this 507-nucleotide messenger RNA. RefSeq names its product Redoxin. The record is from RefSeq and is a predicted model, not a curated record. Gene Ontology annotation, cellular component: mitochondrion; cytoplasm; peroxisome. Gene Ontology annotation, molecular function: thioredoxin peroxidase activity. Gene Ontology annotation, biological process: hydrogen peroxide catabolic process; cell redox homeostasis; cellular response to oxidative stress. Lineage: Eukaryota; Fungi; Ascomycota; Eurotiomycetes; Eurotiales; Thermoascaceae. The transcript has 4 exons. The coding region runs from base 1 to 507 and encodes 168 amino acids.